Molecule: messenger RNA, 1631 nt
Organism: Lemur catta (Ring-tailed lemur)
Lineage: Eukaryota; Metazoa; Chordata; Mammalia; Primates; Lemuridae
Gene: CPA3
Product: carboxypeptidase A3
Exons: 11
Coding region: 8-1258 (416 amino acids)
Biological process (GO): proteolysis
Molecular function (GO): metallocarboxypeptidase activity; zinc ion binding
Source: RefSeq, a predicted model, not a curated record
AAGAACCAUGAGGUUCAUCCUUCCUGUGGGUUUGAUCGCUACAACCCUUGCAAUUGCUCCUGUCCGUUUUGACAGGGAGAAGGUGUUCCGUGUGAAGCCCCAGGAUGAAAAACAAGCGAACAUCAUAAAGGACUUAGCCAAAACCAAUGAGCUUGACUUCUGGUAUCCAGAUGCCAUUCACUAUGUAGCUGCUAACAUGACGGUGGAUUUCCGAGUUAGUGAGAAGGAAUCCCAAUCCAUCCAGUCUGCCUUGGAUCAAAAUAAAAUGCACUAUGAAAUCCUGAUUCAUGAUCUACAAGAAGAGAUUGAGAAACAAUUUGAUGUUAAAGAUAUCCCAGGCAGGCACAGCUAUGCAAAAUACAAUAACUGGGAAAAGAUUGUGGCUUGGACUGAAAAAAUGGUGGCUAAGUAUCCCGAAAUGGUCUCUCGUAUUAAAAUUGGAUCUACUGUUGAAGAUAAUCCACUAUAUGUUCUCAAGAUUGGGAAAGAGGAUAAAAGAAGAAAGUCUGUUUUUAUGGAUUGUGGCAUUCAUGCACGAGAAUGGGUCUCUCCAGCAUUCUGCCAGUGGUUUGUCUACCAGGCAACCAAAACUUAUGGAAAAAACAGAAUUAUGACCAAACUCUUGGACCGAAUGAAUUUUUAUGUUCUUCCUGUGUUCAAUGUGGAUGGAUAUAUUUGGUCAUGGACAAAGAACCGCAUGUGGAGAAAAAAUCGUUCCAAGAACCGAAACUCCAAAUGCAUUGGCACUGACCUCAACCGGAAUUUUAAUGCUUCAUGGAACUCCUUUCCUGACACCAAUAACCCAUGUAAGGAGACGUACAGGGGCCCUGCACCAGAGUCUGAGAAAGAGACAAAAGCUGUCACUGACUUCAUUAGAAGCCACCUGAAAUCAAUCAAGGUUUACAUCACUUUCCAUUCCUACUCCCAGAUGCUAUUGUUUCCCUAUGGAUAUACAUCAAAACUGCCACCCAAUCACAAGGACUUGGCCAAAGUUGCAAAGAUUACCACUGAUGUUCUAUCAACUCAAUAUGAAACCCACUACAUCUAUGGCCCAAUACAAUCAACAAUUUACCCAAUAUCAGGUUCUUCUGUAGACUGGGCUUACGACCUGGGCAUCAAAUACACAUUUGCCUUUGAGCUCCGAGAUAAAGGCAAAUUUGGUUUUCUCCUUCCAGAAUCUCAGAUAAAACCAACCUGUAAAGAGACUAUGCUAGCUGUCAAAUUUAUUGCUAAGUAUGUCCUUAAGCAUACUUCCUAGAGUGUUGCCCUCUGUUUGGAAUAAGCCAAUUAAUCCUUUUGUGUGUGUGCCUUUUACUGGAAAAUCAAUCUUUAAUUAUCCCUAGAUGCAGUUUCCACAUCACCUGAGUAGAUCCUUCUCUUGCUCACUUAAGUCCCAUGUUAUUGCUCUUUGCUCUUAUUUACUCUCAGCAGCACCUUAACAAAGUAACUUUAACUACUUUUGUUUGCUCCAAGGGAAGAUUUAACCCAGUAGAAAGCACUAUUUGGAGUAUUCUGCAAGGUGAUAUACAGUGGGACACAAGAAAGAAAUGAAAACCUCAGUUUCUCCAGAAUCAGAUUUUUACAUGUGGCUUCAUCAUUUCAUGUGCUAAUAUAAUAAAAAAUAAAAUGCA